Messenger RNA from Pygocentrus nattereri (red-bellied piranha), 2205 nucleotides. RefSeq names its product steroid sulfatase (microsomal), isozyme S (gene sts). NCBI's taxonomy places the organism in Eukaryota, Metazoa, Chordata, Actinopteri, Characiformes, Serrasalmidae. The record is from RefSeq and is a predicted model, not a curated record. Gene Ontology annotation, molecular function: arylsulfatase activity. Bases 91 to 1848 code for a protein of 585 amino acids. The transcript has 10 exons.
AGUUCAGUUGGUGAAGUUUGGCCCGAAGCUGCUCCGCCAUUUCAGCAGAGCUCAAACCGACUGCUCCUCACUAACGCGAGGGUUCAAAGAAUGAAAUCUCCCUGGAUCCUGCUCUUCCUCGGCUGGCUGCUCCCUGCGCCUUUGGCUCAGGGUGUUUCGAAGCCUAAUUUCGUCCUGAUAAUGGUGGAUGAUUUGGGAAUAGGAGACCUUGGGUGCUAUGGAAACACAACUCUGAAGACGCCCCACAUUGACAUGCUGGCACGGGAUGGGGUGAAGCUGACCCAGCACCUCGCUGCCUCCCCCCUCUGCACUCCCAGCAGGGCAGCCUUCCUCACGGGCAGAUACCCCAUACGGUCAGGAAUGGCUGCGCAUAGACAUGUUGGGGUAUAUAUCAUCUCUGCAGCUUCUGGUGGGCUUCCUCAAGAGGAAUUCACAUUCGCCAGGAUCCUCAAAGAGCAGGGCUACAUGACUGCUCUAAUUGGCAAAUGGCACUUGGGCCUGAACUGUGAACAUAGCAGUGACCACUGCCACCACCCGAAAGCACACGGCUUCGACCACUUUUAUGGAAUCCCCUUGACUAACCUGCGGGACUGCCAGCCAGGCCACGGCUCUGUUUUUUAUAACGUCCAUGCCCACAUCCCCUACGGCACACUGGUUGCUACCUUGGCCACCUUUUUCUUCCUCCAUGCUACUGGAGUUAUAGCCGUAUCCCGAAGGCUAGCGCUGGGCCUGGUGGCAUUAUUGAUCGUGGCAUUGGCUUUGUUUGGCUUGUUUGUCCUCACCUUCCCCAACUUUAACUGCUUCCUGAUGAGAGGGGAGGAGGUUGUGGAGCAGCCAUAUGUGUCAGAAAAUCUAACGCAGAGGAUGACCAGUGAAGCAGUCGAGUUUCUGGAGAGGAACUCAGACAGACCCUUCUUGCUCUUCUUCUCUUUCCUCCAAGUCCACACGGCUCUCUUCGCCUCUCCACGCUUCCGUGGCAAAAGCCUCUUCGGUCUCUAUGGCGACACAGUCAUGGAAGUGGACUGGACUGUAGGUCAAAUAAUCAAGACAUUGGAACGCCUGAAACUGAAAGAGAAGACACUGGUUUACCUGACCUCAGACCAGGGUCCACACUUAGAGGAGAUAUCAGUCCAUGGGGAGGUGCACAGAGGCCACAGUGGCAUCUAUAAAGCAGGGAAGUCAACCAACUGGGAAGGAGGCAUUCGAGUCCCGGGCAUCUUCCACUGGCCUGGGCAACUACCUGCAGGAAAGGUUAUUGACGAACCCACCAGUAACAUGGACGUCUUCCCUAGUGUGGUGAAUUUAGCAGGAGCUAGUAUUCCCAAUGACAGGCAGAUCGAUGGCCGUGACCUCAUGCCUUUGCUGCAGGGUGGCGUGGAGCGUUCUGAACACGAGUUCCUCUUCCAUUACUGCAAUGCCCAUCUGAAUGCUGUGAGAUGGCACCCUGCUAAUAGUACCUCUGUCUGGAAAGCCUUUUUCUUCACUCCAGACUUUUACCCCAAAAAUGGAACAGCCUGCUUUCACACGCACGCCUGCUUCUGCACUGAAGGCUACGUCACCCAUCACGACCCUCCGCUGCUUUACGAUCUCUCCAGGGACCUGUCCGAAAGCACACCACUGACCCCGACAACUGAGCCUAACUUCACCUCCAUUGUGGAGGUGAUGGUGGAGGCAGCGAGGGUCCACAGCCAGGGCAUAAAGCCUGUGGUGGAUCAGCUCUCAGUUGGCCAUUUGCUGUGGAAGCCCUGGCUCCAGCCAUGCUGCUCCUCUCUCAGCCAGCUGUGCAGGUGUGAACAAGACCACCAGAAAGGGUCUCUGAACACAGAGGUGGAAAUACAUAGCAACUAAAAGGAAGGUUUGUAAAGAUGCCUAAUUUCUUCAGUUGCACCAGCAUCAGGGGGAACUUAUAAAAGCUCAUGUCAAGAGGGACAGUUUGUGCUAAGGUUUGUAGUAAGGAAUGUAAGGUAAUUGGAAAGUUAUUUGCAAAAUCCUGUACAGAGCAACAAAACAUUUAAUCACACUUCACUGAAUGAACUAAAUGUUUUUAAAUAAGAAGCCCCUGAAGGGUGGUCUUUGGCGUGUUCUGUGCUUUGGCAAGCAACUGCUUAGUGGCUUUAAAUGGUGUCACACUUUUUCUAUGUUCUCGAUGGUGCUUCUUGUUAAAUAAUGAAAUAUAGUUUUGUAUUAAAAACAGUGUAUAUUGUU